Molecule: messenger RNA, 1524 nt
Organism: Cyclocybe aegerita
Lineage: Eukaryota; Fungi; Basidiomycota; Agaricomycetes; Agaricales; Hemipholiotaceae
Source: the annotation of a GenBank genome assembly
AUGUCAAGUAAUGCGAUCAAGUUUCGUACGCUCAUCCUACGCCUUACGAUCAUCCUCUCCUGCUGGAUACGAACGUACCAUUCGGCUUUCGCAUUAAACGUGACGGUGCAGGAUACAGACCCUUCGAUUGUGUACCAACCACCAGAGUUAUGGCAUUCCAGCUCUGAUUCCUGUUCUUCUUGUCUAAAUCCCGGAUUUUCGGCGUCAUAUCACGAAGCCAUCCAUCCUGAUGUAACCUCGGACGAGGACGACUCUCUAGACUUUUCGUCUGUCCCUAGCACGGUACACUCGACUCAUUUAUUGAAUUCCCCACCUGCACCGACGGUCGGCUCAAAUGACGAUGAUCAUCAAGACGCGGAUGAUCACGACGACAGAAAAGAUGGCAAGGACGAGGGCCAUUCAGGAAAGGGCAGAAAGCGCUCGUUUUCUCGAGGGUUGAUCCCAAGACUCGAUGCUGAUGACCCCGGGUUCGUCGACCCCUUGAUCACAUUUUCGUUCAACUUCACUGGGACCGCGAUAUAUCUUUUUGGUAUACAGCCUCUUGGUAUGGGACGUCCCAACGAACCUCCAACGAACAUGAACUUGACUUUUACUCUCGACAACAAGCCCGCGGGAGUGUUUCAUUCUACUGGCGUUCCCAGUGCUUCGGGAUUUCGGGCAAACACCAAUGUUUUGUCGAUGACAGCGCUAGAAGACGGUGCACAUCAACUGCUGGUCAGCGUCGGUCGAAACUCGACUUUCCUGUUUGAUCAUUUGGUGUAUACAACGAGCAAGACUAGUCCAACCUCGACAACUGACAGUCCAGCUACGCUGCUGGGCCAGAACUCGCCAAGCUCAAGUGUUAGCCCCUCCACCCGGAAACACAACAUCGCGACUUUUGCAGGCGCCGUUGGUGGAAGUGUCGGUGUCCUAGCGGUGUUCUCGCUCUGCCUGGCGCUCAGCAUCAUUCGACGAAGGAGACUGGCUGCAAUCAGAGACCGCCGCGACCGCGAAUCGCUCUACACAAGUGGCUCCGAUGAUGCACCUCACAUGGUGGGACCAGCCCCAUUCGUCCCGAGGUAUUUCCCGGGCACCGUCAUACCUCCUGAUCCCCCCACCUACACGGCUGCACUGGCGUCCAGUCGCGAUGGUUCGACGCUAUCGGCGUCCAUAUCUAGCACUCGCUAUUCUUCCGCACCACGAUCGUACGCGGACAUUCCUCCAAGCACACCCCCUCCUCUUUUGGACGAGGCUGACAUGAUACCUCCUCCUCCACCCUUCCCAGUGGCUAUACGCUCGCCACCAGCCGGUAUCCUCCAGGAAGGCUCACAAAUACCCUCAAUACCCGGAAGGGAAGAGACUUCGCACAACACUGCUAUCGUGGGUGUCGAUCAUUCUAAUUCUGCUGUUGCACCUGAGCGCGUUCCUUUACUUCAGUCCUCCGAUAGUGACUCAACAAGAAGGCUCCCCCCGCCCUCUGGUCGACCAGCUGACGCGCAUGAAACUCUGGAGACUAACAGCCAUCCGCAGAGAGACGGACCAUAG